This is a messenger RNA of Trichoderma breve, 1131 nucleotides long. Its product is annotated as peptidase family c78 domain-containing protein. Lineage: Eukaryota; Fungi; Ascomycota; Sordariomycetes; Hypocreales; Hypocreaceae. The record is from RefSeq and is a predicted model, not a curated record. The transcript is spliced from 7 exons. Bases 1 to 1131 code for a protein of 376 amino acids.
AUGACGCCACAACACCACCGCGAUCCCGAACCGUUAAUCGAUAGACGCAUGGCGAUAACCGAGCCCGAUGAGAUUUCGACCACACCCAACAAUGCGCAUAUCGAGGGCCAACGGACAGGCUCGGUAUCGCGGACCAGUCGGCCUUUUGCGGCGUCAUUGAUUCCCAGUCAACCACACCGAAUUGUCAUCAGCCAGUCAUGGAAGCGCCUUCUUCCAGGGCGCGGAUUGCGUACUCAAAAGACAGCAGCUGUUCGAAGUAAAACUAAAGAGUCGCUGGAUGCUUCGGCACGCCCUCCAAACAGCCGGGCGGGCAUGCAGUCGACACUGCAGCUUGGAAAGUAUGCGCACGAGGAGGAAAUGCCCGUGUGGCUUGUCAAGCUAUUAGAAACGAAAGGCGACCUUCGUGCCGGUGGAGUCAUACCAGCCUUGAAACAGCUGCUUGAUUUGAGCUCACGGACCGAGUAUGCGUAUCUAUGCCAUCCGGAUGUCCAACAUGUGGCGAAGCUAAACAGAGAAGGUGCAUUCUGCGGCUACCGUAACAUACAAGUCCUCUCCUCUCACAUUAUUGGGACUCGCGCGACCGGAUGGGAGCAGCUGGGAGAUGAUAUCCCUAGCAUAUUCCAGAUUCAAGACAUGAUUGAGACUGCCUGGGAUCGCGGGUAUAAUGCUCGGGGCCGUGUAGAGACAGGAGGCAUCAGAGGCACGCGAAAAUAUAUUGGAACGCCAGAGGCCCAGGCAUUUUUCGCAAGCAUGGGGUUUCCGUGUUCAGUGCAGGCUUUCAAGGCUUCUAGUGAAGACGACAAUGCUUCACGUCGCCUGCUGAGUGCAAUUGAGCGCUAUUUUCAACAAGGUGCGGUGGGCUCAAUGGACGACAAAGUCCGUUCUACUCUGCUCCCUCCGAUAUAUCUGCAGCGACCUAAACAUUCUCUUACGAUAGUCGGGCUGGAGAAGCACAAAGGGGGCGAUGUUCAGCUCCUGGUUUUUGACCCCGAAUUCCAGAGCUCUAGUACGGUCGUCCGUCUUGCUGCCAAGGCUACUCUACGCAGGCAAUCCAAGGUAACCAAGCUUUUGGAGCCCUAUCGCCGCAGCGCUACCCACUUGGAGCGUUUUAAUGAAUUUGAAGUUCUCUAG